This is a messenger RNA of Oxyura jamaicensis (ruddy duck), 4933 nucleotides long. RefSeq names its product glucoside xylosyltransferase 1 (gene GXYLT1). NCBI's taxonomy places the organism in Eukaryota, Metazoa, Chordata, Aves, Anseriformes, Anatidae. The coding region runs from base 37 to 1296 and encodes 419 amino acids. Gene Ontology annotation, biological process: protein O-linked glycosylation via N-acetylgalactosamine. The record is from RefSeq and is a predicted model, not a curated record. The transcript has 9 exons. Gene Ontology annotation, molecular function: UDP-xylosyltransferase activity.
CGCUGCCGGGGCCGUGGCGGCGGGAGGAGGAGGAGGAUGCGGCGGCUGGGGCGGGUGGCGCUGCUGUGCCUGGGCUGCGGCGUCUGCUCGCUGCUCUACGGCUUCAGCCAGCUGGCCCUCUCCCUCGAGCAGGAGCCGGGCGGCCGGCGGCGGGACCCGGGACCGGCGGGGAGGAGCAGCGGGGCCGGCAGGUGUAAGAAUUUGUCUGUAUCUUUCUGGAAUUCCUAUUGGAUGCUGCCCUCUGAUGUUUGUGGAAUGAACUGCUUUUGGGAAGCUGCUUUUAGAUAUGAUUAUAUGAAAGCACAACCUUCUGAGAAAAUGCAUCUAGCAGUGGUUGCCUGUGGUGAAAGACUGGAGGAGACUGUUACUAUGUUGAGAUCAGCAAUUAUCUUCAGCAUCAAACCGCUCCAGUUUCAUAUUUUUGCUGAGGACCAAUUGCAUGAGAGUUUCAAAGAUAUACUUGAUGACUUACCGUAUGAAGGAAAAAUUAAUUACACAUUAUAUCCAAUAACAUUUCCUACUGAGAGUGCGACAGAAUGGAAGAAAUUGUUUAAACCAUGUGCUUCACAAAGACUGUUCUUGCCAUUAAUCCUCAAAAACGUGGAUUCACUAUUGUAUGUUGAUACUGACAUCCUGUUUUUGAGACCUGUCGAUGAUAUUUGGUCUUUCCUGAGAAAGUUCAACUCCACCCAGAUUGCUGCAAUGGCACCAGAACAUGAAGAACCUCGUAUCGGGUGGUACAAUCGCUUUGCUCGGCAUCCCUAUUAUGGAGUAACUGGAAUAAAUUCUGGAGUCAUGUUAAUGAAUAUGACACGUAUCAGAAGAAAAUAUUUCAAGAACGACAUGACAACAGUCCGGUUACAGUGGGGAGAAAUUCUUAUGCCUCUGCUGAAGAAGUACAAGUUAAACAUAACAUGGGGUGAUCAGGAUCUAUUGAAUAUUAUGUUUUUUCACAAUCCAGAAAGUCUGUAUGUCUUUCCUUGCCAAUGGAAUUAUCGGCCUGACCACUGCAUUUAUGGAAGCAAUUGUAAGGAAGCUGAAGAAGAAGGUAUAUUUAUUCUUCAUGGAAACAGAGGUGUUUACCAUGAUGAUAAACAACCAACUUUUAGGGCUGUCUAUGAAGCAAUAAAAAAUUAUACGUUUGGAGAUGAUCUAGUUCAUUCCCUGUUGCAGCCCCUAGAACUGGAGUUACAGAAAACAAUGCAUACCUACUGUGGAAGAGUAUACAAAGUGUUCAUAAAGCAGCUAAAGAAAAGCAUAAGGGACUUGUCUGUCAGAAGAUCAAAGGGAAGGUGAUUCUAACUGCAAGCUCUUAAAUCAAGAGACUGAAUUAACAUACUGGUCAAAAGGUGCAACAGUUCUAAUGUGGCUUGAAUCGGCUCUUAACGUGCCCAGAUAGGAGUUUACUAGCCCACGUAAAAAUGAAGAAAAUAUUCAUGUAAUGAAGAACAGUGACUUUUUCUGCAAAGGUGACUUUUGGCUCUUUUGAAGUUUAAUCACUGCUAGUGUUUAUCUUGGAUCUGAUGAUUUGGGUGUUACUGACUUCUAAGGUCAGUAGUUUUAGUCUGCUUAAUUCAGUUAUCUCUAAUGAUCAGAAAAACAAGGGAGAGGUGAAGAUGGCUCAGUUUGGAAGUGUACCUCAUUGUCUAAAAUUCUGUUAAACUGUGAAUGUAGCAAUAACCAAGUCAGCCGCACUAACUUCACUUUAAAGGUGUGAGCACAAAGUUGUUUACAAGUGCAGAAAAUACUCUGUUUUCAAAGAAAUGUGAUAUUAAUCAUUGACAAUCUGUGUGCCUUUAUGGUCAUCUCUUACAUGUUGGAAUCCUGUUUUGACAAUCUUGUUUUGCUUAUUGUAGAUGUAAACUGCACACUAUAAAUAGGAUUUUCUGAGACAUGAAUAGUAUGUGAUACUAGUUUUCUCUGUCUGUAGAUACUGAGACUUUUAAAAAUAUAACAGCAUUUGUUUUAGUAUUGUUGAACCAUCUAUCCCAAAUGAUAUAUCCGAGUUGAGGGGGUUUUAUAUUUUAGCAACAAUUCAAUAUGAAGUUAUUUUUCUUACAAUACUUUUUAAAACUUAAAUGCUUUUGCAGCUUUAUAGGAUGUUUUGGAAGUAGAAAAAAUGGUGGAAAGCUGCCCCUGUUGUAUUUUUGUACUAAGAAUCAUUACUUGAUGAUUGUUACAGAGUAUUUAGUACCUAAAAUUGAAGAACUGUAGUAAAAGUUCUGAUGUUUCAUCAGAUUGUAUUAGGUUUUUUUUUUUUUUUUUUUUUUUUUUUUUUUUUGAGAUAUAUCCUGCAUAUUUUUUAAUAACAUGGCUUUAAAAUAGUUUUGGGCCAGACCCUCGACUGUAUGCAUUAAUGUCAAUAAGGUGAUACUGAUUUACAACAGAUAAGGAUUAGGCUUUCUUUAGAUAUCUUAGUGAAAAAAACAUGUUCUGUUUAUGUAAUCGAAUUUCUUUUUAGAGAGAAGCAUGAAGAAAGAGGCUGACUGUAAUGUUACAGUAAAAUAUUUAAACAUGCAUGGUAUGAAAUGUAUUUGUAAAAUAUACUUGAACUGAACUUGGAUAAACUGAGAUGAAGUCUUCAUAAAGUAAGUUUUCAGAUUCCAGAAGAUUCAGAUACCUGUGUGGUGAACCUUGGAGGAUCCACUCACUGACUUGCACCUUCAUCCCAACUACGUUUGAGAAGUUUAAUUUUUGUGGCUGUUUCUUUGCCAAAGGCAGACUGGCUCUGAAUCUCAGAUCUGUGUGAGCUGACCUGGAUGAAUGCUUUAGCAGUACAGAAGCACACUCCAUUGUAAGCAGAGUUUGUAUUCUGCUCCUUAUCUCCCUGCUGGAUCAGGGUGUAAAUUUAUAUGAUGGUAAACACAAAGUCUGCUGCGCAUGUAGUUACUGUUUCUUUUCCUUCUUAUACAUAAUCUUUUGAAGUCUGAAACUCUAGAAAUCCAUGUGAAGGUGAAUACUGUUAUUAUCUGAUUUUCCAGCAUGCAAUACAUUAUUUUUUUACAUAAAUACUGAUUUUAUAUCAAUCUGUCUUCAGUUUCUUUUUUCACUUGUACUAUGUUUGUGUUUACAAAUUCUUUCAUUUGGCCUGUUUUUUUCUGCAUUUUUUCAGAAACUUUCAGUUUGGACUCGAUUUUUAGUAUGGUGUUUGCAUGUGAAGACGCUACUUAAAACCCUGUGAACUAUUUAGAAAAAAAAAAGUAUAAUGUGAACAUCAGCAGCAACCUUUCCAGUUAAAUUUCAGUUUAUGGGAUUAGAGUAAAAAGGUUAAUAUUGGAACUUAUAAUAGAAUAAAAAAUCUUACUUGGUUUGUAUUUCAAGACACAUUUACUUAGCAUUUUAUAAAUAGCAAGAAAAUAUUGCCAUAUGCCAUUGACUUUGUGUACGUAUACAAUAUAAAUUUAAGCUUCUCACCCUCAACUCUCCAUUGCCAAGUAACUCACACAAACAUUUUAGAAAACUUAAAAAACAAACAAACAAAAAGAAACACUGAAGUGCUGAGUAGCUUCCACAAGUACCUCUCCAGAAUAUUUGUUGUUUUUGAAUAUAUCUCUGUAAUUCUAUAAUCACUAUUAAGUUUAGAAAAAUUAUCUACCUUGAAAAACAAAUCUGAUUUACAGAGAAAACCAUUAGAGACAGUAAUAAUGAAGACAGAAAAAAUGAUGUACUAUGGUAGGAAACUAGUUAUACUCUGAAGCAUUUCAAUGCUUGGUUUCUAAAGUUAUAUACAUAUAAAUUUAUAAACUUAAAUUUGGUCUGCAAAUCUUUAUUGCUGCCUAGUUUUAGAAACUUUUUUGCAGACAUUAACUGAAUAGGGCCAUAUGAAUUAUAGAACUUUAGAAAUCCCAUUAUUAUUCUAUUAUAAUAUUUAAUGCUGAUAGGUUUUAUUGAAAAAUGUAAACAUGCACAUUCAGGUUAAAUUAAGAUAAAUCUUCAUAGUGUUUGAUUUCUCUUUUCGACUUGUUACCAUUAAUAAAUCUAUAUUUAAAAGGGGUCACAGUCUCACGGUAGAAGAGUUCUAUUUGAAGAUGUUCUCAUUUAUAUGAAAUCCUACCUAUCUUUGUAGAUGGCAUGAAAUGCAGGCUAUCCAUUAAUGAUACUGAAACAUCCUUAUAUACGGAACGUGUACCUAUGCCUUUUAACAAGGCUUUAUAAGCCUUAUGAAAAUCUUUCCAGUUAUUUGUAAUUUUGCCAAAAUUCAGACAAAGUGACAUUGGUGCCCAGCCUUUUAAAACUGUAAGCUUUUGAAUUAAAUUUAGAAAGGUUAAGAAAAGAGGUUUAGAAGGAUUUUUUUUAAACAAUACUUUCCUAAAAAGGAAUUGCCUUUUGAUGUUUUUGACCUAAAUUUUGUCGAUCUAUAAACCUCUAGCAAAUUGCUGUUUGGAAUACAGAAGUGUCAGUCUUUUCCAAUUUGUACCAGGUUUCUGUCUAUACUGAACACAUUUCCAGCCAUACCAGAUUUCCACACUUCUCUUUGGGAAAUUUCCAUAACAGAUGACUGAGAAGUCAGUCACCUUUCUUCUACUCCUCCAAAUUAAACCACCCAUCUAGACAGUAUGGAAGAAGAAAUAACUGCAACGCAAUGGUAGAAGGAGAGAAGGGUCUACAUGGAUUGUUGAGAAACAGAAUAUGUGAGGCAGAGAUGGCGUAAUGAAAUGUAUUUGUUUUUUCCUGCCUGGUUUAAAAAGGGGUCUCCAAACACAUGGGUGUGUCUAGAACCUCCAUUACUUAGUAGUCUUAAGUUGUUUUACAUUGUCUACUUUCUGUUUCAAAUUAAAAUAUCUACCUCUAUUAAGCAGUUUUAACUGUCUGUUUUAUUAACUAAAUAAAACUAUUUUUGACCCACUUAAGUGGUGUAUUCCUAUAUAAUGUAAACUAAUGUAUAAGCUACUCGUCUCCAAUUAUUUUUAAAUAAAUUUUAAAUUUUGAGUAA